This is a messenger RNA of Hordeum vulgare subsp. vulgare (domesticated barley), 2552 nucleotides long. Its product is annotated as prolyl endopeptidase-like. Gene Ontology annotation, biological process: proteolysis. The transcript has 10 exons. NCBI's taxonomy places the organism in Eukaryota, Viridiplantae, Streptophyta, Magnoliopsida, Poales, Poaceae. Gene Ontology annotation, molecular function: oligopeptidase activity; serine-type endopeptidase activity. Gene Ontology annotation, cellular component: cytosol. Bases 147 to 2357 code for a protein of 736 amino acids. The record is from RefSeq and is a predicted model, not a curated record.
AUCGCGCGACUUCUUUGUGCUUCCGCUCGCCAGGGAGAGGGAGGCGCCAUCCAUCCAUUCACGGCUUCAUUCAACACACACCACCAACUACACCCACACCGGCGGGCGGGCUUGAUUUGCAUUGCUUCACCACCUAAUCGUCGGCCAUGGGCUCCCUCGCCGCCGCCGACGAGCCGCUGCCUCCCCUCCGCUACCCUCCGGCCCGCCGCGACGGCGGCAUUGUCGACGACUACCAUGGCGUUCUUGUGCCGGACCCCUACAGAUGGAUGGAGGAGCUGGAGUCGGAGGAGGUGAAGGAGUUCGUGGGCGCGCAGGCGGGCGUGGCCGACGCCGUGCUGGCCACCUGCGACCACCGCGGCCGGCUGCGCGGGCAGCUCACGGCGCUGCUCGACCACCCGCGCUACCGCGCCCCCUUCAAGCGCGCCGGCGCCUACUUCUACUUCCACAACCCCGGCCUCCUCCCCCACGCCGCCCUCUACGUCCAGCACGGGCUGGGCGGCGAGCCGAGCGUGCUGCUGGACCCGAGCGAGCUCAGCGACGACGCCACGGUGUCGCUGUCCAUGAUCGGCGUCAGCGACGACGGCGAGCACCUGGCCUACGGCACCAGCGCCAGCGGCAGCGACUGGGUCACCAUCAGGGCCAUGCGCGUCCGCGACAGGCGCCGCCUCCCCGACACCCUGUCCUGGGUCAAGUUCUCGCGCAUCGCCUGGACGCGCGACGGCAAGGGCUUCUUCUACUCGCGCUUCCCGGCUCCAAAGGACGACGGAGGCGCGCCCGAGUCCGGGAUCAGGACCGACGUUAACCUCAACCACGAGGUCUACUACCAUUUCCUCGGAACGGACCAGUCCGACGACGUCAUGUGCUGGAGAGACCCCGAGCACCCCAAGUACAUAUACGCCCCUGAGGUUACAGAGGACGGCAAGUACGUGCUUCUGUCAGUUUCAGAGAGUUCGGAGCCGGUCAACAAGUUGUACUACUGCGACCUCUCAGCUCUUUCAGCCAUGAAGGGAACCCACGAAAUGCUUCCCUUUGUGAAGCUUGUGGAUGAGUUCGAGGCGUUCUACGGAGUCGUCGCCAACGAUGACACUCAUUUCACCAUUCUCACAAACAAAGAUGCUCCGAGGUACAAACUGUCGCGGGUCGACGUCGAUGAUCCGGAGUCGUGGACCGAUGUUCUACCUCAAGACGACAAGGCUGUCCUGGAGUCGGCUUGUGCUGUCCACGGGGACAAGCUUCUGGUGAACUACCUGUCAGAUGUCAAGUACGUGCUGCAGAUGAGGAGCCUGGUCACCGGAGAGCUGCUCCACGACAUACCCAUCGACAUAGGCAGCGUCAACGGGAUUACCGGUAGGCGUGCCGACUCCGAGGUGUUCAUCGAGUUCUCGAGCUUCCUCACUCCCGGGAUCGUCUACAGGUGUGAUCUGAGCUCCGGGACCCCUGAGAUGAACAUAUACAGAGAGAUUACAGUCCCUGGAUUUGAUCGCACGGAUUUCGAAGCAAAGCAGGUGUUUUACCAGAGCAAGGAUGGGACCAAGAUCCCGAUGUUCGUCGUGUCGAGGAAGAGCAUCGUCCUCGACGGGUCACACCCGGCCCUGCUCUUCGGCUACGGCGGAUUCGGCAUGAGCAUGACGCCGCAGUUCAGCGCGGCCCGCGUCGUCCUCAUGAGGAACCUGGGGUUCGUGACGUGCAUCGCCAACAUCCGGGGCGGCGGCGAGUACGGGGAGGGCUGGCACAAGGCCGGCUCGCUCGCGAACAAGCAGAACUGCUUCGACGACUUCAUCGCCGCCGGCGAGUUCCUCGUCUCCGCCGGGUACACGAGCCCGAGCCGGCUGUGCAUCGAAGGCGGGAGCAACGGCGGCCUCCUGGUCGCCGCCUGCAUCAACCAGCGGCCUGGUCUCUUCGGCUGUGCUCUGGCUCACGUGGGUGUCAUGGACAUGCUCCGGUUCCACAAGUUCACCAUAGGUCGUGCAUGGACUUGCGACUUCGGCUGCUCGGAGAAGGAGGAGGAGUUUCACUGGCUUAUCAAGUACUCCCCUCUGCACAACGUGAGGCGGCCGUGGGAGAAGCGCGCAGCCGGCGACCACCAGCGCCUCCGCCGGCAGUACCCUCCCACCAUGUUGCUGACGGCGGACCACGACGACCGCGUCGUGCCGUCCCACACCCUCAAGUUCCUCGCGACGAUGCAGCACGUCCUGUGCACGAGCGUGGAGCAGAGCCCGCAGACCAACCCCAUCGUCGCCCGGAUCGACCGCAAGAGCGGCCACGGCUGCGGCCGGUCCACGCAGAAGAUCAUCGACGAGGCGGCGGAUCGUUACGCGUUCGCGGCGAAGAUGAUGGGGGUCUCUUGGAUCGGUUGAGUUCCAUCUCCGGAUCUCCUUGUGGUGCGGCUGUUGUGCACACCUACGGAUAGCGACGCAAAGCUUUCGGGUGAUCGCCAUGCAUGGAAGUAACCGUGUUACUAACCGGCAUCUGACGGGAUGACCAUAUAUAAUGGUACUUGUGACUCAACAAAAAAAAAGGAAGGAAAACAUGUCAGUAACUUGCUUUGAAAA